Messenger RNA from Aspergillus pseudoviridinutans, 321 nucleotides. RefSeq lists its product as uncharacterized. NCBI's taxonomy places the organism in Eukaryota, Fungi, Ascomycota, Eurotiomycetes, Eurotiales, Aspergillaceae. Bases 1 to 321 code for a protein of 106 amino acids. The record is from RefSeq and is a predicted model, not a curated record. The transcript has a single exon.
AUGAAGAACCUUUCCCUUGCAGCUUUUCUCCUCUCCCUCUCCGGCUCCCUCACAGCAGCCUGGAACGUCACCGCAUACAGCAACACAGACUGCACCGGCUACCUGACCUCCACCUGGGGGGAGCAGAACUGGGGCUGCUACUUCCUUACGGGCGUCACCAAGCCCAUUCAAGCGAUGAGCGUCGAGAAUCUUCCAGACGGGUGGAGGUUCAUCGCAUCGAGUGGCACGGGCUGCGAUUACUUUCAUCAGGCCGGUGGAAACGGAUGUUACACCCAGAGCCAGGGAUUUCAGUCAUUUGAGAUCAUUGGGUCGAGCACCUGA